This is a messenger RNA of Myxocyprinus asiaticus (Chinese sucker), 2096 nucleotides long. Its product is annotated as interferon regulatory factor 2-binding protein 2-A-like. Bases 185 to 1675 code for a protein of 496 amino acids. The transcript is spliced from 2 exons. The record is from RefSeq and is a predicted model, not a curated record. NCBI's taxonomy places the organism in Eukaryota, Metazoa, Chordata, Actinopteri, Cypriniformes, Catostomidae. Gene Ontology annotation, biological process: regulation of transcription by RNA polymerase II. Gene Ontology annotation, cellular component: nucleus. Gene Ontology annotation, molecular function: transcription corepressor activity.
GUGAGUGAGUGAGUGAGACAGAGCGCGCGUCGUAGUAAAGUGCGCACUACCAUGAAGUUCUGUUUGUAACUUAAUUGUAAUUACUUGCUCGACUGCGAGAGGAGGAAGUGAGGGUUUAUCGGGUUUCCUACGGCAUCCGCGGACAUUUAAAAGAGGAUUUUGCUCUGUCUCGGGGUCAAGAGCGAUGUCGUCCGCGGCGGUAGCUGCUUCGAGGAGGCAGUCGUGUUAUUUAUGUGACUUGCCCCGCAUGCCGUGGGCUAUGAUCUGGGAUUUUACCGAGCCCGUCUGCAGAGGAUGUGUGAACUACGAAGGAGCCGACAGGAUCGAGUUUGUCAUCGAAACGGCCAGGCAGCUCAAAAGAGCGCACGGGUUUCAGGAGGGCAGGUCGGCGGGACCGGGGAAACAGCUGCCGGGGAAGGACAUUCAGUCGCUGAAUCACGCACCGGGAGACCCGGGCUCGCGCCCGCCUCAGCCCCUGGAUCGCUACCCGCUCUCCUCGGAGCGUCCGCCUAGACUGGGACCCGAAUACCAGUCUGCACGGCAUGCAAACGGAUUCUCAAAACCGGACGAUCCGCCGGAGCUCAACCGCCAGAGUCCGAACCCGCGCAGGACUACCGGCGUUCCCCCCAAUCUCGUACCAUUGGUGAACGGCAGUAUGGCUCACGCAAUGAACGGCAGACCGCAGAUUUCGGGUCUCAGCCCCGCGGAGCUCGGCGGGAAUAAGCGGCCAUCCUCCGUCUCCAGCACGGAGCACGACAAGGACAAGCACAGACCCGACAGUAUGACACCGGAGAUCGGCGACAACCACAAGAACCGGGCGGAUGACUGGAUCAACAAGAACAAAACGGUCCGGGAUCUAAUGGCGCUCAAUCCGUACGACGGCAGAUUCAAGAAGGAGCACAUGCAACAACAGCGGGUCAUGUACGAAACCAGCGCGCCUGCAUCCAAAUCAGAUAGAGGCAAACAUCCCAAGAAUCUGAAGCGAAAAGCCUCUCCAGAGCCGGACGGGGAGAGCCCCGCCGGGAAGAUAAACGGAGACGGGCAGCAGUGGCUCCCGGCGUCAGGUGACGGCUUGAAAAUGCCUCCAGGGCCCCCAUCCAGCUUCGCCCCCCCUCCAUCCAUGAUAUCCCCGCACCCUCGCACCACCCCGCCGGAGGCUGCGGCCACCGGUGCUCAGAACGGACCGUCUCCCAUAGCGGCGCUCAUUUUGGCCGCGGACAACGCCGGGGGAAACAGCUCGCCGAAGGACGCCAACCAGGUCCACUCGACCACACGCAGAAACAGCAGCAGCCCGCUGUCCCCCAACCAGCGCCGGCUGGCGCAGAGGGAAGGCUCGGGCGGGGGGACGCCGCACGUACCUGGCAUGGAUCCGCUGCAUCCUCAGAGCAUCCCGGACUCGUCGGUUCCCAGCAGCAUUCCGUUGUGCUGCACACUGUGCCACGAGCGGUUGGAGGACACACACUUUGUACAGUGCCCGUCGGUGCCAUCACACAAGUUCUGCUUCCCGUGCUCCCGGGAAAGCAUCAAACAGCAGGGUGCAACGGGAGAAGUGUACUGUCCAAGUGGGGAGAAAUGCCCGCUGGUGGGCUCGAAUGUACCGUGGGCUUUCAUGCAAGGUGAAAUAGCCACGAUUCUUGCAGGAGACGUCAAAGUAAAAAAGGAGAGGGACCCUUGAUUUUUUUUUUUUUUUCUCCUUUCACAUUUUUUGAAAGUAUUUCAAAAUAUUGGUCUAUAUAAAUAUGAAUAUCACAUGCAUACCAUCCAAACAGAAACUAACAGACUUGUAUAUAAUGGACAUAAGGGACGUGCAUACUUGGUAAACAUUGCUGUAAAUUUUUUUGAUUUUUUUUAAUACAUUGUGUUUCUAUAUUUUUCGAAGAUAAAAGGUAUGUACUCAUAAUGGACUACGUUCCUCUUUGUCGAUGUUUAAUAACGAUUUCUUGAUGUACUUUUAGGUAUGGUGGCAGUUCCUGUUAAACGUAGAAUGUGACUAAUGCAAGUCUACGAGCACUUGGCAAAAAAUGAAAAAACGCUUCUAGCUGUACUUGUAUGCACUUGUUUAAUAUUGCCAAAUACAUUUUCUGAUCUUGUAUUAA